This is a messenger RNA of Sparassis crispa, 1932 nucleotides long. Its product is annotated as Aorsin. Lineage: Eukaryota; Fungi; Basidiomycota; Agaricomycetes; Polyporales; Sparassidaceae. The record is from RefSeq and is a predicted model, not a curated record. The coding region runs from base 1 to 1932 and encodes 643 amino acids. Gene Ontology annotation, molecular function: tripeptidyl-peptidase activity; serine-type endopeptidase activity. Gene Ontology annotation, biological process: proteolysis. The transcript has 10 exons.
AUGUUGGUCACCCCCCGCCUUCUCGCACAGGCUUCGUGUCUAUUCGCAGUAGGCACCUCUGCUUUAGCUCCUCGAGUUGUUCACGAGUCUCGUCGCUAUCUCCCUUCCGGUUGGACACCCGUCCGCCGAGCUGAGCCAAGUAUUGUUCUUCCCUUGCGCAUCGGUCUCGUGCAGCAGAACCUCGCUGACAUCGAGACCUACCUUCUCGAUGUGUCGCAUCCUGACUCGCCCAACUAUGGCGAACAAUGGAGCCCUGCCAAGGUUGCCUCGAUGUUUCGCCCUUCCAGCGAGUCCGUCGACGCCGUCCACGGAUGGCUCGUCGAGAGCGGGGUGGACGCGCCUAGGGUCCGCCUCAGCGCAGGCAGCGGGUGGAUCCAAGUUAACGUGACGAUUGAAGAGGCAGAACACCUUCUGAGCACCGAGUACUACGUGUACGAGUACGGUUCUGGUGAAGGCGUGGAGCACAUUGCUUGUGAGGGAAUGUACCACUUGCCAGAGGACGUCUCAAAGCACGUAGACUUCAUUACGCCAACUCUGCAUUUUGACGCCAAGCCGAAGAGGAACCCGGAGCUCAAGAAGAGGAUUUCUGCACGGCAGGUCAACGCCAACGUCAGCAUCGCGAAUAUCAGUUCGAUCUACCCCAAGACUACUGGGACAGCCAAAAGCGUAUUCAACAACGUCAACUAUUGUGACGAGCAGAUUAUACCGGACUGCCUUCGUGCUCUUUAUAACUUCAUUUACGAGCCCACCGUCGCUGACAACAAUUCGAUCGGGAUUGUCGAGUAUACGCCAAACGUCUAUGUUCCAAGCGACCUCGAUGAGUUCUUUGACGAGUUCUCUGUGAGCCAGGUUGGCGAACGACCGAUCUUGUACAGUAUUGAUGGUGGCUACCUGCAAACAGUGUAUACGGGCUUCUACUUCAAUGGCGAGUCGAAUCUUGACUUGCAGUACGCCAUGGGACUCCUGGGUCCUGAACAGUCCGUCAAUCUCUACCAGACCGGAGAUAUGGUUGAGGGGGCUUCAUUCAACAACUUUCUCGAUGCCCUCGAUGGCUCAUACUGCACAUUUGAGGGUGGAGGCAACCUUGACUACGACGCAGAAUACCCUGAUCCAUAUGGCGGGUACCAAGGACCGGAGGCUUGCGGGACCAUCCCCAAGAGCUAUGUCAUCACGACGUCGUACGGGUACAGCGAGGCGCAGUUGACGCCGGCGUACGUGGAACGCCAGUGCGCCGAGUAUGCAAAGCUCGGUCUCAUGGGAAUAACUGUCCUCUACUCUUCCGGAGACGAUGGUGUCGGGAACGCCGGACUAUGUCUCACGGACGAUGGCGAGCUAUCCUACAACCCGUAUGCGACACGGUUCAACCCCAGUUUCCCCGGCGGGUGCCCGUACAUCACGAGUGUCGGCGCAACGCAGAUUGUUCCUGGAAACACUGUAUACCAACCGGAGGAGGCAUGUGAGACCGUGAUCUACUCCGGCGGGGGUUUCUCCAACGUCUUCCCGCUGCCCAAGUACCAAGAGAAAGCCGUGAAGAACUACCUGAACAAGUAUCCGCCCGGGUACCCCGCAGACACGUACAACUGCACGUCCCGUGCGUUCCCAGACCUCUCUGCGAACGGUGCGAACUACCUGGUCGUCGUACAGGGCGAGUACUACAUGGUGUACGGCACCUCCGCAUCUUCGCCCGUCACCGCCGCGAUCCUUACCGCGAUCAACGACGCGCGCUUCGCCGUCGGGAAGAAGUCGAUCGGGUUCAUCAACCCCGCCAUCUACACGGAACCCUUCAUGCAGGCGUUCAACGACAUCGUCGCCGGGUCCAACCCCGGGUGUGGCACGGAGGGCUUCUAUGCGCAGCCGGGCUGGGACCCCGUUACCGGUGUGGGCACGCCCAACUUUGUGAAAUUGCUCGAGCUGUGGUUACUGCUACCGUGA